This is a messenger RNA of Penicillium odoratum, 5172 nucleotides long. RefSeq lists its product as uncharacterized. The record is from RefSeq and is a predicted model, not a curated record. Lineage: Eukaryota; Fungi; Ascomycota; Eurotiomycetes; Eurotiales; Aspergillaceae. The coding region runs from base 1 to 5172 and encodes 1723 amino acids. The transcript has 5 exons.
AUGUCUUCACAAUUCUUGCAGACAGAGCUUGCAAACCUCAUUCAGGAGUCUAGACGAAAGAAUUCUGACCUGCGAAGUGCAGCAGAGCAAUCACUAAAUGAGUUGAAAGCGUUGCCCUCGACAUCUGAGGCACAAAUAGCAGCUGACCUUGUCCGCAAGCCAACUUUUGUUGAGCCAUUCAUCAUCGCAUGUCAUACUCGGCAUGCAAAGCUUGCUGGAAUUGGUGUGAUAUGCCUGCAGAGAUUGAUCGCAUCGCGAGCAUUGCCAUCGCAUCGCUUGAAGGAUGUUCUUACAGGCCUGCGGGAAACGACGAACUUGAGUCUUGAUAUUCAGCUCAAAAUCCUACAAUCGUUACCUUCUCUGCUGCAAUACUACUCCAAUGAGCUCAGUGGAGAUCUUCUUGCAAAUACGUUGGAAAUAUGUGCAACUUUACAAGCAAGCAAGCAAAUCGCCGUCAGCAGUACUGCCGCUGCUACACUUCAACAACUUGUGGUUUCAACAUUUGAGAGAGUUUCUAGCGAGGACAAGCUCUCUACCGAUGCCAAAACUACCAAGACCGUGAAAGUCGAUGGCCAGUUUGUAGAAAUAGGGCACUUUUCAUAUGAUGCCCUACAGGUUCUGGAUGAUCUUUGUCGCCUCAUUGAUGGUGAACAACUGCAAUUUCUUCGCACCAGAACUCUAUCACCUCCUUUCGUUCUCGAGCUUAUCGAGAGCAUCAUACUUAACAGUGGUCGUCUCUUCGUAGGACACCCCGAACUGUCCCAAGUACUGCGUGUUCGCUUGGUACCAUUGAUCGUUCGAUGUCUAUCCGAGAGGACUACAUUUGCCCAGACCGUCCGCGUUACUCGGAUUCUCUUUGUUCUUCUCAAGCGCCACAUGUCUCUCCUAACCUCAGAAAGCGAGAUGGUUCUUGGUCUUCUGACUCAUUUACUUGAACCAGAUGGAACUGCACCAUGGAAGCGAGUUCUGUGUAUGGAAUUAUUCCGGGGCCUUUAUUCCGAACCAGGGGUUGUUCGUCAAAUUUACUCGCUUUUCGAUGCAGCAGAAGGCAGGAAGAAUAUCCUUCGGGACCAUAUGGCCUCUUUUGUGCGGCUGGCUUCUGAAAAACCCUCAUUGAUUGGUGUCAGCAAUCAAUCAACAAUACCCCUACGUGCGGACCAUUCACGGUCAAUGACGGAGGAUCAGAUUGCUCUUGAGACUGGCGGUGUUGCAGGUGUCAUUGGAACAUCGCUUCCCCAGACCGAGAUGAAGGUCCCCGGGAUCAGUACUCAGUGGAGUGUUGUCCGAACGCCUUACAUGGAGCUGCUUGACAAGACAGAGCCGUCACUGCCUCCAGAGACUUAUAUCUACAGUCUUGUUCUGAAUUGCAUUAGCGCCUUUGCUGAGGGACUUGCAAAGUUUAUUCUCCCACUCACUGUUCCGGAUUUCAAGCAAAAACGGAGAAAUCGACUGGCUGGUACUCCUGAUCAGGGGCCUGAAUCGGCUAGAUCCUCCCAGGACCUUCAAUCACCAGAUGCGGGAAGAACACAGACAGCUGCGCCGUUCAAGAAGUCGUCCGUACCAAUAAAUCCCUUGGAUUUACAGUCUCAUGUUCAGUUUUCUGCCAUCAAGACAUGUGCUGGCAUCAUCGAGAAUUGUUGGCCUGCUGUGCUUGCAGCUUGCUCCACAUUUCUGCACGCUUCCCUUGACGACGAAUUCUACCACAACCUAGUUCGAGCAUUUCAGAAGUUGGCCCAUGUCGCCGGCCUGCUUAGGCUAUCAGUGCCCCGAGAUGCCUUUCUUACAACGCUCGGGAAAGCUGCUAUGCCUGCAAGCACGGGUAGCUCUAAAGUGCAGACCCUUGGAGCACCGACCGCGGCAGGAUCCCAGGCUCAUGAGGAUCUUCAGAAAAAACGAAAAAGCUUUGAUUUCACGCGAACCAAUUCAUUGCCGUCGGAUUCACUUGGCUCAUCUAUCAUAGAUGGUCCCCUUACUUCUCUCAGCACGAGAAAUCUUCUUUGUCUUAGAGCUCUAAUCAAUCUUGGAAUUGCGUUGGGGCCAACCUUGGAUCAACCAGCCUGGUCCAUUUUGCUGGAGACAUUGCAGUAUACUGGGUUGGUCAUUGGCAUGUCAUCAAGUGCAAUGGUCAAAUCAGCUAGUGGUGCGGCGGAAGUUCCAGGAAUUUCAGGGAAUGAUAUCCCUACAGCCAAUCUCGGCACAGAAGUUAUUGCUGUGCAAGCUGCUGCUUCUAAACUGUUUGAAAGCACCGGUGAUUACCCCAGUGAUUCAUUCCAGGAUAUUCUUCUUGCCCUUUUGAACCUGUCCGUAUUUACGGAACAGCGAGAAGAACAAGAAGAAGUCCAGCAGGUAUCUGACUUGCCUCAAUCACCACAGUCAUCCCGGCCGCCUGGGCGCUUGCAUCAAAAUGCCCGGCGUGUAUCACACACCGUUGGGAAAUCAAGGAUGCAAGAUGAGGAGCUGAAAUUCGUGUUAGACAAAGGAAAUGAACUGGCUAAAGCAAAUCUCGAGAGACUAUCUUCGUUGGAUGCAACAGAUAACAACGCCUGGCAAUUACUGACACAAAGUCUCAUCUCCAUCUCUGCGAACAUCGCAAUUAGUCCAAAUCUUCGCCUGCAGGCCAGCGGGAUUUUGAAUUCAUUGAUAUUUUUGACGAUGAAACCAAGAAACGAAGAUGAAGAGGAGACACAAAACAAGGUGCAGACAAGGAAUCUCCAAACUCUCAAGGAUCAAGUUGCCUCUCUUUAUGCAUCGGAUCUAGUUUCUUCCAAGUCUCUGCCCAUCACUGUGGUUGAAAUUCACGAGCAGAGCCUAGAGGUUCUUCAAAACAUUCUUGAGCAAUACGCAGAAACGUUCCAAGAUGGAUGGAACCUUGCAUUUGACUUGAUUUCCGGCGUCUUUCAAGGUGUUGCAAAAGUGGAAAGUACUGACCAACUCUCUUUACCCACCGAGCGCAGAUCCUCGGGCUUGCCAGCCGGGCCACGAUUAGUUCGUGCUGCAUACAAGUCACUGCAUCUCGUCGCAUCUGACUUCCUCUCCUUGCUGCCUGCAGCUUGUCUCUUGAGUUUGGUCGAUUCGCUCUCGAGCUUUGCGUCUCAAACGCAGGAUUUCAACAUCUCCCUUACAACCACCUCAUUUUUCUGGACCGUGUCUGAUUUUCUCCAGGGUCAGAUCGAAAGAUUUUCCAUUGAGAGUCAUGUUGAUGCGUCUGUCAGUGAAGAGGCUCUGGGUGACCUCGCCCAAGCCAAGGACCUCUCUGUUUCGAGAAAUUCGCUCUGGCUUCUGCUGCUACUUCGCAAUGUGGAUGUAACCACGGAUAGCAGAUCGGAAGUCCGCAACAGCGCGAUCCACACUCUUCUUAGAAUUUUUGAUGCUUAUGGGCAACAACUUUCUCCCAAAGCAUGGCGAUUGUGUCUGAACCGGGUCCUCUUUCUGAUGGUGGAGCAAAUUGAAAGCACCUUAACGCAGUCGAAGGCCGUGAAAAGCGAUCUCAAAUCCUGGGUGGACACAACAGUCGUGAUGAUCAAUGGAGUUGCCAAUCUGAUCACGACUUUCUUUGAAACUAUUGUGAGCGAUGAGAAGUUUGAUCAGUCAUGGACACGCCUUUUGAAGUACCUGCAAGCCUUGGUAGACAUGCGUCUCCUCGAAUUCAGUGAAGCCACAUUUGCCAGCCUCUCAACUAUUCUCAUCCGAGUACAAUCUGUCACUGGGCUGAGUAAAGAUGCGCUUCAGUGUGCUUGGAAUCUGUGGACCAAUGGGCACCCCGCUGGUGAUGAAGCCAAACUUGAUCUGGAUCGACCAAAUCAAGAUGCUGCGCUGGCUUAUAUUCAAACCCUCCAACAAGUGUAUCGUCUUUACAAAGAUGAUUUGACUACGGAACAUAUUGAACAGGUCCUAAGUCACUUGCGGCUGCUCGUAUGGAACUCGGUAUCCCCAUCCUAUUCGCCAGAUAUCGAUCGACCUUCCGCCGUUCAAGCACUUGUGAUCGAUUGUAUCAAGUCUCUAUGUUUGGAAAAGGAAGAUUCUCAAGCUGCUAUUCUUUUGUGUCUUGCUGUCCUGUCUUCUUCGGCACUAUCCCAAUGGAGCCCUGACAGCGACUCGAGAAGGCCUACAUUCGUGGCUUUUUCGAAAGAUGUCAUAGAUCUUAUCAGCUGGUAUAUCGCUGAGUUCGGCAUCAAACAAGACAUUUUCACUAAUGGUGCCCUGGCAACUACCCUCGAUCGUCUCAGUGUGCCAAUUGGGCAGAAGUACACGUGGCAAGGAAAAGACCGCGAGCCAUAUCUCUGGCAGAAGGCCUCAACGAUAUCCUUGAACGUACUACAAGUCGCAGUUCCCUAUGUGGAAAAGCAAUACACCGAGGCUAAUACGUCAGAAAUAACUCGCUUUUGGCAAUGCGUCGUCGAUGCUACACAUGGCAUCGUCUCUGCCCGCGGGUUCCAAGCCCAGCAACUAUCAAACGCUCAGAUUCAGACCGAUGAGGCUUUCGACAUCGCCGCCUUCACUCGCCUGAAGACACUAAUAUUACCUUCGCUCGGAGCAUCUGCAAUCGCAAGUUCGGUCCGCCGUGACUUUGCUUAUGCCCUGUUCAAUUCGUCCUUCAUAUACUCGCCCCAGCGACUCGAUCUCCCAGCCACUUCGAUCGAGAAGAAUCCCCUGCAAGACUUCUACAAAGUCCGAUCGGGCCGUACUUUCGAUCCCCCUCCAACCCUGCGCCCGAAAAUGGCCUACGUGCUCAUGGACACUCUUUUCGAGCUUGCUACGAGUGCAGACACUGAUGAUGCAUCAAUGCUGUCCCCGCAGACCCUGCUUGCCCAAUCUGUUUCUCCAUACCUCCUGCUCCGCUGUGCCAUGUCGCUGAAAGCCUACAUUGCUGAUCAGCCUCUGCGCGGCCUGAUGCCUCAACCUACACCUGCGCGCAAGGCUCUGCUUCAUCUUCUUGUCCACGUGGUUCGGCUCCAAAGCGAGCCUUCCGCUAUCCCAGAUCCACCAGUUCUGAAAACUAUCUCGGUGACGACUGGUUCGGAAGACAAUUCUCCGCGUCACCACCGCAAGCAUCUUGAAUGGCUGUAUCCGCUCGUUGUAAAGGCAAUUCAGGUAGCAGGCAAAGAACGCGAUGAUGGACAAGUGCUCCAGGCCCUUGGAAAGGUACUGCAGGAGACGGGUCAUUUCGAGUAA